This is a messenger RNA of Caenorhabditis angaria, 294 nucleotides long. The record is from the annotation of a GenBank genome assembly. Lineage: Eukaryota; Metazoa; Nematoda; Chromadorea; Rhabditida; Rhabditidae.
AUGAUAAAGUACCACGUUUCACGUAGUGCUCGUCUUUGGUCAUUCUGGAGCACAUUGCCACAAAGAAUGUUGAAAAAGUAUCCGGAACAAACGAUUUUCUACGCAACAUUCGGAACAGUCACCGUUGUCUUGGGAGCCAUCAAAUUGCGCAAAUAUUUGGUGGAAAGCGACAAACCAUAUUAUCGUGGAUAUUAUGAUGUUGUUCGACCAAAUGAUCCGAUCGCAUUGAACUGGAGAAAACCCGAAGAAUAUCCAGCACCUUAUCUUUUGUCGUCUGUUGAAACUGCUCAUUAA